AUGGAUUCAACGAAUCAUUAUACUGAGACCUCUCAUUUUGUUGACCUUCUUACAAGUCAACAAGGGAGUGUCCAUCAUCAACCCUUUCGUUAUGAGGGUUUUUCACAGGGUGGGGAGAUCGGAUCAUCGCACGUCCCUGUGUAUAGUACUCACGGUACUGACACUGGAAGCAUCGGUGAAGACACACCAUCAGAGCGAAGAGAAAGGAAGAAGUGGACUCUCACCGAGGAUGUAGUGCUUAUAAGCGCCUGGUUGAGCACCAGCAAGGACCCUGUAGUGGGCAACGAGCAAAGAGCUGGUGCUUUUUGGAAGCGUAUAGCUGCUUACUUUGCAGCUAGUCCAAAGGUUCAAGGCGGUGAAAAGCGAGAGUCAAUCCAGUGUAAGCAACGGUGGCAGAAGAUAAACGAUCUUGUUUCCAAGUUUUCUGGAUCCUAUGAAGCUGCAACAAGACAGAAGACAAGUGGAAUGAAUGAGAAUGAUGUACUGCGGUUUGACCAGAAAUGGUGUGAAGUAGCUACUAGUAAGAUUGAUGGAAGCUGCAAGAAGAGGAAGGGUGACGAUGGUGCUCAGUCCUCGAGCUCUUACGCAACUACCACUGAUGGCGAGCACCGUCCUCCUGGUGUUAAGGCAUCGAAACGAGCAAGUGCUAAGAAAACCAAUGAAGACAUUUCUGAGCUUCAGAGCUUGUGGGCAAUUAAGGAGAAAGAUUUGGAAGUUAAAGAAAAAUUGUCCAAGAUGGGGCUGCUUCAGACUCUCAUUGCCAAAACCGAGCCACUAUCUGAAUUUGAAGAAGCCUUAAAGAAGAACCUUAUUACAGAAAUGUUGGGUUCUGUAUCAGGCGGCUCAGUGUAG
Brassica napus (rape) is the source of this 852-nucleotide messenger RNA. RefSeq names its product glutathione S-transferase T3-like. The record is from RefSeq and is a predicted model, not a curated record. Bases 1 to 852 code for a protein of 283 amino acids. Lineage: Eukaryota; Viridiplantae; Streptophyta; Magnoliopsida; Brassicales; Brassicaceae. The transcript has 3 exons.